AUGAUUUCUCCCAUUGCACUUUCAGUUCUCUUGGGAGCUGUCACAGCUGCUGGUAGUGCUCCCUCCAGCCCCGAAAGCUAUGCACCGCGCUACGUCGACUGCCCCGACAAUAUCCAGCUCGUCCGACAACCCCACCAGAUCUCCCCAGCAGAGACCGAAUGGGUCCACGGUCGUAAAGCAGUCGUUGCCGAUUCAAUCACUUCCUACCUGGAACGGCUGAAUCUCGCCGGCUUCGACCUAGAUGAUUAUGCGGCAAGGAUCCACCGGAAUCCUGAUUACAAUGUACCAGUGAUAGCAUGGGCAACGAGCGGCGGCGGCUGGCGCUCAGCAUUCACUGGCAUUGGCGGGCUUCAAGCAAUUGAUGAGAGAACCCCAGGGUCCAAGGAGGCCAAGGUAGGCGGUCUCUUCCAAAGCCUAACCUACCUCGCCGGACUGUCCGGUGGAUCGUGGUCAACUACAUCCACUGCGUUGAGUGACUAUAUUCCCAUCCAUGAGAAUAUCAAGGAAUGGCACGUCGAUAUCAACCGCUUCACAGCGACAGACUUCAGCGAGUUCGCUGCGCCCACCAGCUCAUAUUUCGAGACGAUUGCCGAGAAGUUCGCGGCGGGGUUCAACAUCUCGACUGCAGAUCUAAUGGGUCGAGGAUUUGCCUACGAGUUUGUCCCUGGUGUCAAUCGUACCUGGUCCUCGAUUGCCGAACUUCCUGGAUUCAGGAGCUUUGCGGGUCCAAUGCCGAUUCUCUCUACGAGCAGUGUGAACAAGACUUCGGAGUCUGUUGAGGGUCUUUAUGUGCCUGAGUACUUUUCUCCGUGGUAUGAAUGGAAUCCGUUUGAGUUUGGCUCUUGGGAGUUUGGAUUUGUGCCUACCAAGUACGUUGGUACUGUCCCUGAUGGAAAUAAUACUGCUGAGAAGUGUGUUGAGAAUCUGGACGAUGCGGGAUUCGUCAUGGCCUCCGUGGCCGCCGCAUACAACUUCUGGUGGCUAGGAGGCAUCUCAAACGGCACCCUGGGCCAAUUCUCGAAACGAGAUGAACUGUUAGGGAAAGAGUCCUUGGAAACCAUCAAUGCGGCAUUCGCAGAGUAUUUCAACCUAACCCUCGCCCAGAUCGCUAACCCGUCAAUCCCGAAUCCUUUCAAUGGCGGCAAAGAGAAUAUCACGUUUGCGGACAGUUCAGAGGCUGGACAGUCGGAUCCGUUCACGCCUUUGAUCCAGCCAGAGCGUAGGGUUGAUUUUAUCAUGGCCUGGGACGACGAUGGCGAUGAUGCCCCGUACCGUUGGAACAACGGCACCAAUAUCUGGGAUACAUACAACAUCGCCAAAGAAAAGGGUCUUCCAUUCCCGGAGAUCCCACCAGUAACGGAAAUGCUGGCCCUAAACUACACGCUCAAGCCAGUCCUCUUCGGGUGCGACACGAACCUAACAACAACCCGCGACGCGACCUCCCCGAUUGUGGCUUAUUUCGCCAAUUCCCCAUACAGCUGGUACAGCAACUUCACCUGGUCGAACGCGAAUAUGUCCAAUGCCGAAUUUGACGGGGUCCUUGAGAAUAGCUUCAAUCUUCUUACACAGGGAAAUGGGACGCUGAGUGACACCUGGACGGAGUGUCUGGGCUGUGCGGCUAUUGAUCGCAGCUUGCUCCGUAUGGGUAUUGAGAGACCAAAGGUCUGUGAGGAGUGUUUCCGUGAGCACUGUUGGAGUGGGAAGGCUAUACAGGGGGUUUCAAAAGACUUUGUGCUUGAUCCUGCUUUGGCACUGAAUGAGAGUGUUGGGUUUGUGGAGUGGAAUAGGACGCAUCCUGGUAUGGAUGAGUGA
Molecule: messenger RNA, 1812 nt
Organism: Aspergillus puulaauensis
Lineage: Eukaryota; Fungi; Ascomycota; Eurotiomycetes; Eurotiales; Aspergillaceae
Exons: 5
Coding region: 1-1812 (603 amino acids)
Biological process (GO): glycerophospholipid catabolic process
Cellular component (GO): cytosol
Molecular function (GO): A2-type glycerophospholipase activity
Source: RefSeq, a predicted model, not a curated record